This is a messenger RNA of Chanos chanos (milkfish), 2232 nucleotides long. RefSeq names its product myosin light chain kinase, smooth muscle-like. Gene Ontology annotation, molecular function: ATP binding; protein kinase activity; protein binding. The coding region runs from base 1 to 2232 and encodes 743 amino acids. NCBI's taxonomy places the organism in Eukaryota, Metazoa, Chordata, Actinopteri, Gonorynchiformes, Chanidae. The transcript has 14 exons. Gene Ontology annotation, biological process: protein phosphorylation. The record is from RefSeq and is a predicted model, not a curated record.
AUGGCCUCGAACAGUGGCAGUCAAAAGAAAACCUACGUGUCCACUCUGAGGCUAAACCUGAAACCUUCAGCGCCACAACAACGAGAGACCCAGGAGAGGAAGAGGGUGGAGAACGGGACGGUCGUUAAUAUCGUAGUGGCCACUGGCAGGGAGGACACGCCGCUGAAGACGGGAACAGUUGCUCGUGUAAAAGCUGCAGAUGCUGCCACAGACUCACAGAGAAAAAGGCUCAGCCCACAGACCAAGCCAACCAAUAAGGGUCAAGACGCACACAAGAGCAAGAAAGCUCCUGUAGUUGAAUUCCUGUCACCCCAAGAGCAGGUGGAGAUUUGUAUUGGACAGACAGCGAAACUGCUCUGUGAAUUUAACAGCCCAUUUCCUGUGGCCUCCUGCUGGAUUCACAACAGAAAGAAGGUGGUCGUGGAAAGUCAGCGUGUGCGUGUGGAAAACAGCAGAAACAGCAGUACUUUGAUCAUCUCUGAGGUGUUGUCUUUGGAUGCAGGAAGGUACUCCCUUUUUGUGAGGAACUACAGAGGCACAGCUCAGCACACAAUCACCCUCAGUGUUGUAGAUCGUCCUGACCCACCAGCCUCCUGUCCAUUUGUGUCCCAAUUGACCAGUAGCUCCCUGGUGCUGUCCUGGUCAGGGCCUGGCUACGACGGAGGCUUAGCUGUCACGGGCUACCAGGUGGAGUGUCGAAAGGUAGGACCAGACCAGCCAGGGGACUGGACCGAGUUGACCAGCCACUGUAAGAACACCUCGUAUCGGAUUCGCUCAGGCCUAGACCCCCAGGGAGAGUACUGCUUCCGUGUCAGGGCCCAAAACGCAGUGGGAGCGAGUGACCCCAGCGAGGAGUCAGACUGCAUUAGGAUGGAAACGGCAGGUAUUUCAAAAGCAGAGCUUCAGUCAUAUGUAGAUGUCGUUGUUGACACCAAACACAGAGUCCAAGACCAUUACAACAUCCAUGAGAAGCUUGGUGUAGGAAAAUUUGGGCAGGUGUUUAGGCUAACGCAUAAGGAGACUGGUCGCGUGUACGCCGGAAAGUUCUACCGGGGUCGUGGGUCCAAAGAGAAGGCUGCCGCUCGUAAGGAGAUUCAGCUGAUGAAUGAGUUGCACCACCCAAAACUGGUGCAGUGUCUGGGUGCAUAUGACAUUGGUUCAGAGAUCGUCAUGAUCAUGGAAUACAUUGCGGGUGGGGAGUUGUUCGAGCGUAUUGUGGAUGAUAACUUUGAGCAUACGGAACCGACCAGCGCUCGGUACAUGAAACAGAUCCUGGAGGGGAUCCAGUACAUCCAUGAGAAAACCAUCGUUCACCUCGAUCUGAAACCCGAGAACAUCGUCUGUGUCAACACCACAGGAACGCUCAUCAAGAUCAUCGACUUUGGACUGGCCAGCAAACUGGAGCCAGGAACUCCUCUUAUGGUGUUGCACGGCACCCCUGAGUUUGUAGCCCCUGAGGUGAUCAAUUAUGAGCCUGUGUACCUGGCCACAGACAUGUGGAGCAUCGGGGUCAUCUGCUACAUCCUACUGAGUGGUGAGUCUCCAUUUCAGGGGAACAGUGAUGCGGAGACUCUGGCUUUGGUCACUGCUGCAAAAUGGGAGUUUGAUCCAGAAAGUUUUGAUGACAUCACUGCUGAAGCCAAAGACUUCAUCUCCUCUCUGCUGAAGAAGGAUGUGAGAGCGAGGCUGUCAUGUGCUGAUGCUUUAGCCCACCCUUGGAUGGCCUCUUUCUCAUCCCAUCAAGGCCGAGUCACCAAAUCACUCAAUAAGGAGAAGAUGAGGCAUUUCCUGGUCAAGCAGAAGUGGAAAAAAACAGGUAAAGCGGUCCUGGCACUGAACAGGAUGGCUCUUCUCUCCAACAAAUCAGACACCUCAGACUCCCCUGCCAGCCCCACGGAUAAUGAGGCGGAGCAGGCGGUACAGGGUCUGGAUGAGAAGCUGAAGAGUGAGCCACGGUUCCACCAGGUCCUGAGCGACAUCACGGAACCACAGGGAUCUACGGUCCGGAUGGCCUGUCAUAUUUACGGCUACCCUGACCCAGAGGUGGUUUGGCUGCAGGACGGGGAACUACUGGAGGAGACCGAGCGUGUGCGGAUUGAGUACGAGGAGAGCGGCCUCUGCACUCUGAUUCUGACGGAUGUGAAACCAGAGGAUUCUGGGAUAUACAAGUGCCAAGCUUCCAACAGCCUGGGUCAGGCGUUAUGCUCUGCCAAGCUUAGCGUGGAACUCUAG